This is a messenger RNA of Magnolia sinica, 1237 nucleotides long. Its product is annotated as E3 ubiquitin-protein ligase RMA1H1-like. The transcript has a single exon. Gene Ontology annotation, cellular component: endoplasmic reticulum. Gene Ontology annotation, molecular function: ubiquitin protein ligase activity; metal ion binding; ubiquitin-like protein conjugating enzyme binding. Lineage: Eukaryota; Viridiplantae; Streptophyta; Magnoliopsida; Magnoliales; Magnoliaceae. Bases 6 to 743 code for a protein of 245 amino acids. Gene Ontology annotation, biological process: ubiquitin-dependent protein catabolic process. The record is from RefSeq and is a predicted model, not a curated record.
AUCACAUGGACAUAGACCAACGCUUCGGCGCUGAAUCCAUUGAAGAAUCCCAAACUGGCCAGGAACUGUCGUGUAAGCAUGAUCCCGACGCCAUCCCCCAACGCAGUUCUGAUACGGCCAGCGGCUGCUUCGACUGCAACAUCUGCUUGGAUUUCGCCCAAGACCCGGUCGUCACGCUCUGUGGCCACCUCUAUUGCUGGCCAUGCAUUUACAAGUGGCUAACCCACAAGAACACCACAAGCCAGCAAUGCCCCGUCUGCAAGGCUGCUCUCUCUCAGGCGGCUGUGGUUCCACUCUAUGGUCGGGGCCAUGGCACCACGCAGACCGACUGUGAUACCAUGUGUCCCCAACCUGCCACUAGUCCAGACAUCCCACACAGACCAUCUGCCUACAGAGCCGAGCACUCCCGCCCACAUCAACACCACGAUCAUCCACAAUCUCCACGCCGUCGUCGACGUGAAUAUCAAAAUGACCCUCAUUACGAUCAAUCACCAAUGUUGAAUCUUGGUGGGACGGCCCGUGUCUUCCAUCCGACAGCCGCGACCUUUGGCGGGACAGCCAUUGCAGUACUUCCUUGGGUGUUUGGAUAUCCUGAGGCGGGAUUGUACUAUAACCCUUACUACCCUAUGGGGAGUGCAAACAGCCCCCGGCUAAGACGGCAGGAGAUGCAGGCCGAGCGAUCCCUUGGUAGGAUUUCUGCCUUUCUGUUCUGCUGCAUAAUUAUCUGCCUCCUUUUGUUCUGAAGCGCUCUCCCUCGUUGGCCUCUUUCCUAUACUUGUAAAUAGGGGAAGAGAUCCGGUGCCCUCCAUCCAUCACUGCUCGUGCGGCACAUGUGCAGUAAUCUGAACCAUAUGUAUUGUGGGCCCCACCACUAUCAUAACCAUCAGUCAAAACAUCCCUGUCUGGACACUGAUUUUUGGUAUAUGGUCAAUUGAACUUUUAUAUGGAUGGUUGGCUCGCACGAGUGUACGCCAAAUGGGCCACAAGGAAAUGGAAGGACUGGAUCAGCUCCCUGUAUAUAGAGGGCUCAUAUAUAAAUCUCAUUAAACUUGGGGGGGUGAUUUCAAGAUACAGAGGGCUGUUGGAGUGGAAGGAAGAAAUUUGCAGGGGUUGGUAUCUAUAAAAAAACGAGUAUCUUCCCACGUAGAAAUCUUGCCGUUGUAUAUUUCUGUUGAAAAACCUAUGCUUAUUUCUAAUGACACUGAAACUUUUACACUAUCUGCUGGUAAUUUAGUUU